CAUUUCGCAUUAAGGUUUGCUGCACAAAGAAAUUAGGUAAACAAUGCAAUGCCUACUACAGUGUAUCUAUCUAUCUAUCUAUCUAUCUAUCUGCCUGUCCUGCGGAUGGUUGUGAGUACCAAGGAGCUGUCACACGGACCUUGCAUCAUUUUCGUCAGCGUCAUGCCCCAGGUGAGACGUCUCGAGAGUUCGUAGCUGUGCACGACUUACACCCAUGCCCAUACUGCCGUCAAUGGUUUCAUCGUCUUCUGAGACAUACUCAUGGGUGCAAGAUCUCUCAUUCAUCGUCACCUAACGAAAUCCAGAAAGGGUCCCCCUUUCCUUGGAUUCCUGCACCAAUGAUAUGUGUGAAAGUCAGUGUCGUGGUCAAGUCGGUUCUUCUUUGUCUUUAUCAUCUUCUUUAGCAAACAAAGCAAAGGAAAAUACAGAUAGUUGUUCCUUGAGUGGAAAACCCAGCAAUAAUCUCAUUUAUAUUUCAAACUCACUUUCAGAGCCCUUGGAUGCCAGAGCAUGGUCUCUCCUUAAAAGGUUGACGGUCAAUGACUUUCUUUCUUCUACAGUACCUUGUACUGUGUCUCGAGUUCCCAACGUUGCAGUCUCAGUUUUUCAUAAAUGUUGUGCUAUUCCUCUUGAGAGAAUUGCUUCUGAUUCAUCUGAUGCUGUAGCAUGGAAGCUUUUGAUGCUUGUUCCAAGGAUGGUUCUUACCCCUCCUAAACGUGGUGGGAGAGCAGGAUGUCAGGAAAUUCGCAAUUUGUGUCAAAAAUUUCUGGAGUAUCGUUGGGAAGAACUACUGCAGUUGAACGCUCCUAGAUGAAGAAACGAAUCUAAAACACCAAAAAACCAUCAAAGAAAUUCUGCUCUUCGUCUCAUACGUUGUGGUGAGUUGUCUCGUGCAGCUAGAAUUCUAUGCAGCAAAGGUCUAGCUCCAGCUACACAAGCUACUGUUGACAAGUUAGCUUCUAAACACCCAAUUCAGCGACAAGUUCCUGAGUAUGAGGAUCCAAAAUCAGAUCCAGGCUUGAAUCUGAAUCAGCAGUCUCUUGCUUGGAUGAUUAGAUCUCCCCCCCCCGUGGUUCUGGAGGCGGUCCAUCUAGAUGGAGAUAUGAGCAUUUACGUGCCCUGAUUGCUGAUCAUCAAAUCAGUGAUUAUCUUCACUUUCUAUGCAGUGCUAUUGCAUCUGGCUCACUUCCUGAAGAACCCAUCUCUCUUUUGUCAGCUUCUCGUCUGGUUGCAUUACCGAAAGGAUUCGAUGAUGUGCGCCCAAUAGCCAUUGGGGAAGUUUUUAGGAGAAUUACAGCUAAGGUCAUCUGCUCAGAAAAACAGACAGAAUUCCAUUCUUUCUUCUGUCCUAUUCAACAUGACGUGGCUACUGAAGGUGGAGUUGAGCUUAUAGUUCAUCAAGCUCAAGCUUUGACUGAACAACACCCAGAUUGGGUAAUUUUAAAAUCAGACAUUAAGAAUGCUUUCAAUUCGAUUAGUCGACAACACAUGUUACAGCAAGUAUGCAAUCAUUUUCCGGACGUGUAUCCACAUGCUUUUAACAUGUAUGGUCAUGUCAGCUCACUUGUGUAUACUAAGGGCCAUAGUACUGUCAUCCUCCAGUCGCAAGAAGGAGUCCAUCAAGGAGACCCUUUGGGCCCCUCUUUGUUUUCCAUUACUAUACAACCAUUACUCUCUAAGGUGCAGAAGCAACAUCCCCGAGUUCAAACUCUGGCCUAUUUGGAUGACGUCUUCUUGAUUGGUUCGCCUGAAGAAACUGUGAAUGCCUUUCAAGACCUACAAUGUCAGUUUGAGUCAACAGGUCUACUCGUCUCUAAGCAGAAAUGUGAAGCAUAUGCAAUGGCUUAUCCAGAUGAGUGGUCUGUUGACAUUGCCAUCAACACUUCUGGCAUUGACAUACUGGGAACCCCAAUUGGGACACCAGAUUACGUCUCCGCACGUUGCACAGACAAGGCAAAGUCUGGUACUGAACUAUGUUCAAAACUACUAGAAUUGGACGAUCCACAGAGUUCUUUACUGCUACUCAGGCACUGUCACGUUCCUAGUCUCAACCAUUCGAGUAGAACUGUCAUACCGGAACAACUCAAUAAAGCUGCUUUGAUACAUGAUGACCAGACAUAUCAAACUUUUUCUUCAGUCAUGGGCUUAGAGAUGUAUCAGACCCUGAUUCAUGGUUUCAGAGUUGUUUGCCUAUUAGGCAUGGAGGGUUUGGUCUCUCCAGGAUGCAAUCAGUCACUCCCAUGGCAUUCCUAG
Molecule: messenger RNA, 2253 nt
Organism: Corticium candelabrum
Lineage: Eukaryota; Metazoa; Porifera; Homoscleromorpha; Homosclerophorida; Plakinidae
Exons: 1
Coding region: 1489-2253 (254 amino acids)
Source: RefSeq, a predicted model, not a curated record